AUGUUUGGAGUUAAAAAUAGCUUAUCUAACCUUACAAAGAUUAAAAGUGUGUCUUCUGCUGCUGCUGUUUCUACUUUCUCCCCUAUAGUUAUAAGGAGAAAUAUGGCAAGUUUACCUGGUUUAUUCAAAUCUUUAGUAUAUUCGAGCCAUAAUGUCGAUGACUGUGCAUCUAUCUUAAGUUUACAGAACUAUAAACCUAUCCAAGAGAUAGAAAAUUCUAUUGUAUUGAGAAUGUUAGCAUUUCCGAUAAACCCUUCAGAUAUCAAUCAGUUACAAGGUGUCUAUCCAUCGCUACCGAAUAAAUCAUUGAAUUACCAGACCUUACAACCUGCUGCGAUUGCUGGUAAUGAAGGUGUCUAUGAAGUUAUUCAUGUACCAAACAGAUUUCAAAACUUGAAGAAAGGAGACUGGGUUAUUCCUACAAUGGCAAAUACUGGUACAUGGACUAAUUAUCAAGUCUUCUAUGAUGAAUCUCAAUUAAUUAAAGUAAAUGGAUUGGACUUAUUUACUGCUGCAACAAUUGGAGUGAACGGUGUCACUGCAUAUCAAUUAGUGAAUGAUUUUGUGGAUUGGAAAAGAAAUGAAAAUAAUUGGUUGAUACAGAAUGCAGGGAAUUCUACCGUAUCAAAGAUGGUAUCUCAGAUUGCUAAAGUCAACAAUGUUAAGACAUUAAGUGUUGUUAGGGAUCGUAAGACACCGGAACAAUUUAAUGAGAUGGCUAAGAUGUUAGAAAAUACAUUUGGUACAACAAAAGUUAUUUCAGAAUCUCAAAAUAAUGAUAAAGUCUUCGGUAAGCAAGAGUUACCACAAAUUUUAGGUAAAGAUGCGCGUAUUAGACUUGCUUUGAACUCUGUUGGUGGUAAAUCGAGUUCUUCAAUUGCUAGAAAAUUGGAAAAAGACGGAUUAAUGUUAACUUAUGGUGGUAUGUCAAAACAACCUGUGACACUUCCAACUUCUUUAAUGAUCUUUAAGAAUAUCACAUCUGCUGGGUAUUGGGUUACUGAAUUGAAUAAGAAGAAUCCACAAAGAAAGGUGGACACUGUCCAUGACUUGAUUAAUCUGUAUGAGGCUGGCGAAUUCGUAUCCCCUAAGGAAGAUAUCGAGACAUUAUCUUGGGACACUGAGAAAUUUAAUGAUGAUGAUGUAUUGAAAUUGGUUCAAGGAGGUAUCAACUCCACAAAUGGUAAAAAGAAGGUGGUAGUAUUGAAAUGGGAUUAG
Molecule: messenger RNA, 1218 nt
Organism: Maudiozyma barnettii
Lineage: Eukaryota; Fungi; Ascomycota; Saccharomycetes; Saccharomycetales; Saccharomycetaceae
Gene: ETR1
Product: enoyl-[acyl-carrier-protein] reductase
Exons: 1
Coding region: 1-1218 (405 amino acids)
Biological process (GO): fatty acid metabolic process
Cellular component (GO): mitochondrion
Molecular function (GO): trans-2-enoyl-CoA reductase (NADPH) activity
Source: RefSeq, a predicted model, not a curated record